Molecule: messenger RNA, 1075 nt
Organism: Gigantopelta aegis
Lineage: Eukaryota; Metazoa; Mollusca; Gastropoda; Neomphalida; Peltospiridae
Exons: 2
Coding region: 51-851 (266 amino acids)
Source: RefSeq, a predicted model, not a curated record
UGUGUUACCUGGGUUCAUGUUAUGCAAAUUGUCCGUUUGGAACAUGUGCAAUGAUCAACAGCACCAUAUGCAUCAUGAACAGUGAUUGCAACAAGUCAGGAAAAGUAGCAUUCAACGGGAUAUGCAUAGAUAAGUGUCCACCAUCUCAUCCUAUAUUCGACCCGGAGGCUUAUAAUGACCAGUGCUGCGUAGAGUGCCCAUUUUCGGAAGUAGCUAACAACAGUAGAUGUAUCUCAGAAAGCGACUGCAAGACGGCCGGGUGGCAGAUCUACAACCAUCAGUGUUUUAGAGGUUGCCCAUCUGGUACCAGACGAAUAUUAGACAACUUCAGAGACACGUGUGAAGAUGCCUUGGUGACUAAUGUUAUUUUGGGGGUAUCGUCUGUGUGUCUGGCGCUCGUUAUCUUGGCUUGCGUGAUCUUCUUUAGAAAUCCCCGGAAGUCGAGAAACAAAGUUGACGAGCUCGAUGGUGAGCGACAACCACUCAUUGAUGAUGAUGAUCAGACUUAUAUCAUCAGCAGUGGACCAUCCCUCCCGCAGCCUGAAAUCAGAAAAGAACCAAUGCAUUACCCUGAUACAUCCCUCAAGGAGGUGGCUGGCAAGGAUCAGCCAAUACACGCUGCCGAUACACAAGUUAAGGAAAUUGAUGGUGGGAAUGAGACGUUUGUUAAAAGGCUCCCUCAUCUGAAUCACAUUAAUGAGCUGGUUGCCAUUGGUGACCAAAGUGACCAUGUGGAACAGUUUUCUAGAGAAGAUGAUGAACUCUCUUCCAUUCCAACUAUUGUGGCUCUGAAGGGCUUCCAAGAGAGCGAUAAUUCCCUGAAUUCAUAUAUCGGAACUUAUGAUGAAUAACUACGGACAGAUACUUCUUAGUACUUGCUUUACAGAUGAUUGACGUUUAAGAUAACUAUGUAGAUACACUUUGUAGUAUUUGCUUCUCAGCUGCUUGACGUUUAAGAUAACUAUGUAGAUACACUUUGUAGUAUUUGUUUCACAGAUGUUUGACGUUUAGCAUAACUCUGGAGAUACACUUUGUAGUAUUUGUUUCACAGAUGUUUGACGUAUAGGAUAACUCU